AUGAUGAUGUCACCUACGUUGGGUCUCCUUUUAAUUCUUUUCAUUUCUGGACUUUUACGCGAAUCACAGUAUGCAAAAGCGUUGAAGCUCAAAUUACACGGAUAUAACAGAUCAAUCAUACAUAAUCCAGAAAGUAAAUUUGUGCGUCCAAGUAUCAAUAUACUAAUAGAAUUAGGCGAAAAACGAAAAGUGCGUGGAAGUAUAAAGCCAAACAAUAGGCCUAGAAAAGUGGUUCAGGGUCCAAAUUCUAGAAGUAUAAGCCACGGAUCUCCAAGCAUCGUGGUUACUAUAGGU
This is a messenger RNA of Iphiclides podalirius (scarce swallowtail), 294 nucleotides long. NCBI's taxonomy places the organism in Eukaryota, Metazoa, Arthropoda, Insecta, Lepidoptera, Papilionidae. The record is from the annotation of a GenBank genome assembly.